UUUCGGUUGGUUCUCGGGGAGAGAGAGAGAGGUUGAAAAGGUAGAAGUCGCGCUGCAUCUUGGGUACAAAACUCCAUGGUGAUGCAGCGAGCCUGACCGUUGAGAAGAACCGUUGAGAAGAACCGGACACCGAAGUAAAGUAAACGGGGGAGGGUCGGCUUCAGGGGGGUGGGUGCGCUGCUUUCAGUGAGUUACAAUGCGUCUUUCACGGUGUUGAACAGUCUCGGUGGACGAUGAGCCAACUUCACCGAGUGAGCCACUCUUGAAGCCCCCCGAAAAAAAAAACCCCGAGACCGAAGGGGCAGAGAGCGAGAAUGCAGACGCCGAGCGCCCCGCUGCCUGUUGUCGGCUUGACUGGGGAAUGGUAGCGUACUGCGGGACCCGCACUUGGAAGGAACAUGGUCGAGAGGAGCAGCAAAUUCUUGUUGAUCGUCGUCGGAUCCGUGUGUUUCAUGCUGAUUCUCUAUCAGUACGUGGCUCCCGGGGUGAUCAAUUUCGGCUCCCCGCACGGUUAUUUCACGGAGGAGGACGAGGGGGACAUCUUCCCGACUCCGGACCCCCACUACGUUAAGAAAUACUACUUCCCCGUCAGGGAUCUGGAGAGGACGAUCGAUUUCCAAAUCAAAGGAGAGGACGUGAUCGUGUUUUUGCACAUCCAGAAGACAGGGGGGACUACCUUCGGGAGGCACCUGGUCCAGAAUGUCCGUCUGGAGGUCCCCUGCGACUGUAGACCGGGGCAGAAGAAGUGUACCUGCUACCGGCCGAACCGCAAGGAGACCUGGCUCUUCUCCCGGUUCUCCACCGGCUGGAGCUGCGGCUUGCACGCCGACUGGACCGAGCUCACCAACUGUGUGCCGGGGGUCCUCAACAAGAAGGAGAACAAGCAGAAAAAUCUGAGGAAGUUCUACUACAUCACUCUGCUGAGGGACCCGGUGUCUCGAUACCUCAGCGAGUGGCGGCACGUGCAGCGAGGAGCCACGUGGAAAACCUCCCUCCACAUGUGCGACGGACGAACCCCGACGCCCGAGGAGCUGCCCUCCUGCUACGAGGGCUCCGACUGGUCCGGAUGCACCCUGCAGCAGUUCAUGGACUGUCCCUACAACCUGGCCAACAACAGACAGGUUCGUAUGUUAGCGGACCUGAGCCUUGUCGGCUGCUACAACAUGUCCACGGUUCCAGAGAAGAAGAGGGCCCAGCUUCUCCUCGAGUCGGCCAAGAAGAACCUACGAGACAUGGCCUUCUUCGGUCUGACGGAGUACCAGAGGAAAACCCAGUUCCUGUUCGAACGGACCUUCAGGUUGCGCUUCAUCAGGCCCUUCAUGCAGUACAACAGCACCCGGGCUGCAGGGGUGGACUUGGACAACGCUACGGUCCAGCGUAUAGAGGAGCUGAAUGAGCUCGACAUGGAGCUUUACGACUACGCCAGGGACCUGUUCCAGCAGCGCUACCAGUACACCAGGCAGCAAGAGAGGCGGCAGCAGCGCAUCAAGAACCACAUGCAGCAGACCCACCAGGGCCUGGGCCUCGGCGUCAACCUGUGGCCCUCCCACAGCCGGCAGAGCUCGGUGUCGACACUGGAGGACGUCGAAGGGGAUAGGGAGGAGCGGGAGGAGGGCGAGGAAGGAGGCAGAACGGAGGAGGCGGGCAGCCGGCUCCCCACCGAGGACUACAUGAACCAGAUUAUCAACCGCUGGUAGCAGCAGAAUGAGAACAAACACACAGACAUGCAUAUGUAAUGUGAAACACGCACACAUAUAUACACACAAACACACACACACACACAGACAUACACAAAGAGUGGCGCCUGCAUUAAAGACCCAAAUAACUGACAAACAGACUUUACCGGAGAGUUUGGGCCGCGGGAACCAGAGUCCAGGUGGUUGCUAUGGAGACCUGGGCACGGUCCAUCGCAUCAGCUUCACAUUAUCGAGGUUCGCCCGGUUGUUAUUAGCGCCCGCUUGCCUUUCCCCCCCCUCGCACCUCUGAGUGUCUCUGUCUCUCUUAUCAUCAUUACUGACUGAGCAGAGGAGAGAGAACGAGAGAGCUCCAAGAGUUGCUGACAACCGAGUAUCUCAUCCAUCUCUCCACCUCCUCCGCCUCCUCCUCCUUCGCCUCCUCCUCCUGUAUUCCUUUCGUUCUCUGUGGCCUAAUAUGGAGCAUGAGAAAAUAAAAUUAAAAGUCUGUGAAUUCCCACUAAUCUUUUGCUAAGAAAAAAAAAAAGAAAAGGAAAAAAAAAAAAAGGACCAGUCUACUUCCUGGAUGCUCCACUUUUAAAAAAACAAAACAAACAAAAAAACAAAAGGGACUCGGGAGAACGCUUACGAGACGGUCGGAGAACAAAGCAAAGAAAAGUUGGACUGAGUUGUGUAAUAAAGCUUUCUGCUUAAAGAAAAAAAAAUUCAGCCAUUUCACCCACAUGAACACGCUUCGGUCAUGAAAUAGUGACUCUCAUUUUUAGGAUGAUUUUCAUUUGUGUUUUCUUUGUGUUUGUGCUUUUUUAAAAGCAGAGUUGUAAUAACACUGAGACCAAUAUUGCUGCCUAAAGAAAAGUGAUUCCUUUUUAUUUCUUUUAUUUUUUUAUCGGUUUUUAUACGUCGAAGCUAACCGAUCAGACGGACGUACAACGGACCAUAGCCAUUACUGAAGCCUUUGCAUCUUGUUGGGUCGGGUUGGGGAGUGGUUUGUUGCUCUGUUAAAGUUCCCAAUACUCCUGUCACUUAACAAGUUUCAUUUCUCAAAUCCUGCAGAGAAUAACAGCCAAUUACGGAGCCGAAAAAACCUUGUAUAGGUGUGAAGAAAUCAAAGGCAGGCAGGCAGGCAGAGCGAGGAGUGAGUCUGCUGCAGGUUUGUUGCCAGGAACCGUGCUGUGUGAGCGGUGAGGGCUUCGGUGGCCUUAACUCAGACAAAUGCUCGAGAUGGGAGUUGCGGAACUACUGGUCACCAUGGCAAUGUGAGCCUUAAUGUAGUGGGUGGCGUUUUCAGUUUCUCCUUCUUCUUCUUCUUUUAUUUUCUAAACCACGAAGCUGCGUUCUCAGAACAACCCACCCGCUGUAAGAGGCGGACGCGGCGGCGGUGACCAGUAGUUCAUUAUAGUGUGUCCGCGUUUUUUUUGUUUUGUUUGUUUUAAACUUGUUUUUACCGUGAAGAUCCGGAGGUAGCAGUGCCUCUACGUACUGGGAUCAUCGUCAACAUAAAUAUUGCCAGAUAUUACGUCUACCAUAAUUUCUCUGACUACUCGUGUGUGUGCGCGUGGAUGAGUGUGUUUCCGUGUGUGUAAAUAGUAUGUACAGUAUGCCUUUGAUUGGCGUAUGUGUAUGCCUUUGUAAAUAGUGUGCCUGCCUGACUGACUGACUGAGCGAGGAUGCCUUUUUGUGAAUGACUGAUUCCAUGACCAAUUUUUUAUUUUUUGUUGGAGUCCCUGAUCCAAGCCAAUAUCUCUUCACCACUCUGCUCUUUCCUUUACCACUUUCUUCCCUCCUUGUUCUUGUCUCCUCCCCAUGACAUGACGUGGUUACACAUAAGGACUGUAUCACUAUAAUUAUCUAAAAUCCUAUUUAUGUUUUUGCCCGUGUGACGUGUCUUCACUCUUGAAAAUCCACAAGGAGGGUCGGGUAACGACGGCCGGGCUCCAACGAUCGCGCCAAAUUCUGUGACUCAGUCAUGAAAUCUGUCAAAUUUUGAUUUCAGGUGACAGAAUUUGGUGAAUUUGGUUCUGGCUUAUGCAAAAUUAUCCAGAUUCAACGAUGGUAAUGAAUCUCGUAUUAAACAUUUGAUCUCUCCUCCUUCUUUUCCACGAGCAGAAAACAUUUAUGUCUCUCUCACUGGUUAGUACGUUUAAAAUCCUCCGAGGGAAAUCAUUUUUUUUGACUUGUUAUCCAGCAGCUAGUCGUAUCUUCAAAGGGAAUGUUUGUGACCCCACAGGUGUCAGCUGUCUGGCCGGGACGAGAUAAUGCCGGCCCUUGGGGGGGCAUAUUUAACAUUUAAAUGUAACGUUUCUAUAGACUGUGAUGGCUGCAGGCUCUACCUGUGCUCCAGACUUAGCCUACAUUCCAGCAUAGUAGGAAGUGUGUGGAAAUAUCUGAUUUAAACGAAGGUUUUCGCCUCGGGGAAACCUUUUAUCAGCCCCAAAAAUAACAUUGGAAACAUUCGACCGGACGGAAAAAUGAACGUUUUCCUCUACGGUUAUCGAAGGAAACACUACGUGAAGAAAGUGCUGAGGUGCAAGGCAGAUUAUGUCAGCUGUUUUCAUUUGAUUAAUUCCCUAAAGGCUAAAAUUAAACUUUGAAAGUGUCCGUACUCGGCCAAAGAUGGAUUGUAACUGUGAGUGGAUUGUGUGAUUUUUAAAACGACAACAGAGUGGUUACUCGUCUCUGACUGCGUCACAUCAGGAUAAUCUCAGUUUAACUUUUUGGUAUUAUCAGUUUAACGGUUCUGUAUUCGACUUCCAGCAGUUUGUUGGCGAGCAAGUUGAAGCAUUAAAUAAGCUACAUGUUGAUUUUAGUCAGUGUUUCAUGUGUUCUCGUCUCAUUUUCAGGUCGUAAACGCUCACUAAAGGUGAUCACAGAUGUUUAAGUGUGUUAGUUUAUUAUAAAUCUGAGGAGAUUUUUAUUAUUAUUUUUUUUAUUUAAUGCUGGAUUCAUAUGCCAACUCUAACUCUGCCUACAUGCAAACCGAUGAGGAGGUGGGGGAAUGUAAAAGUGGGAAGGGAAAAAGACGUCACAGCACGAUUUAAUCAAACUGAAUGUAGUAAUGAAAGUUUGGUGUCAUGGAGGAGGCGAGCAUGCUUCCUUGGUAUUAUUAAGAUGAAUAUUAUGUUACGAUAGAUUGUAUUAAAGUCAGGAGGUGGAAACCAACAAUUAAGCCACCCACCGCCCUCCUUGUUAAAUUUCAACUUAUCACCCUGUCUCACCUUUUUUUAAAUAUUUUUUUUGAUCAGCUCCUUUUUAAAAUCAGGGAUGAUUCAUGAAGGGAAGGAGAGACGAACAAAGGCAAGGGGGGUGAUGAAAGGUAUUGGGAUACAUCCAGAGUCAAUAUGCUGCUUUUUGUGUAGCCUUCAAAGUAACGCAAGAUAUGGGAAGAUGGAUCUCCCCCCUUUCUUUUUUUUUUUCUGUUUUGUAUUAACUUCCCCCUUCAUUGUCUUCUUGAAACUGGAGACUUGAAAACGCUGCAGCUCCAGGCAUUUUGCCCACAACCUCUUUUUCCGAAGUCAGACUCGCUCUUAUGUUCGGGCCGUGUUUUGGCUCCAAACCGAAAUCUGGCUCUGCAUUAGCGGUUAAAAAGGCCGAAUACAAAACCGAUUCUCUACCUUUGGGAGUGCGUUUUGUUUUUUUGUUUUUCAGCGUUCCAGUUUCAAAUGACCAUCAGACUCGAAGAGUUCCUCAAAAAUCCCCCCCCCCCUCCAUCCCUGAGCAAUGAAUCACUGAAAUGAUUCCAGGAAUUGUUGCUGUAAAGCUAUACUCAAAUAUUGUGUCUCAUCACUAUGUAUAUCUGAUGUCUUAACAGCUUCUUUCCUUUGUGACAAUGAAGCAGCCCAGGUGUCGCUAACAUCAUCAUGUUUUUUUUGUUGUUUUUGUUUUGUUUUUAAAAAAAGAUGUGUUAAAGAGUGUGAUGGAGACUUGUGUGCAGUCUGUCUCUGGCUCCUUCUGUAUGCAUCAUUCUGGGUUUGUUUCUUAUGAUUGCAAAAAUGAAUCAUCAAAGCCACCAAUUAAAAUAUUUCAUUUUUACAGA
This is a messenger RNA of Larimichthys crocea (large yellow croaker), 5727 nucleotides long. RefSeq names its product heparan sulfate 6-O-sulfotransferase 1a (gene hs6st1a). The transcript has 4 exons. Lineage: Eukaryota; Metazoa; Chordata; Actinopteri; Sciaenidae. Gene Ontology annotation, cellular component: membrane. The record is from RefSeq and is a predicted model, not a curated record. Gene Ontology annotation, molecular function: heparan sulfate 6-sulfotransferase activity. Bases 399 to 1697 code for a protein of 432 amino acids.